Aspergillus versicolor CBS 583.65 is the source of this 1053-nucleotide messenger RNA. RefSeq lists its product as uncharacterized. Lineage: Eukaryota; Fungi; Ascomycota; Eurotiomycetes; Eurotiales; Aspergillaceae. Bases 1 to 1053 code for a protein of 350 amino acids. The transcript has a single exon. The record is from RefSeq and is a predicted model, not a curated record.
AUGCCAGUCGAUAAUUACGGUGUCUGGAAAGGCCACCCAGUCGACUACAUACUCACCGAUCGGCAGGACUAUCUCAACUCGCCACAAUUCUCGCUAGUUUUCCAUGACCGGGGGCUUAAAGGGGCAAAGCGCAACGACAUCUCUGUCAAUGGAAACAACGGUACCGCAGGACUGUUCCGGGCGGCGAUAAACAUCACAUCCGGCGACUUGCACGACUCUAGGUUGGUCUACUGGGUAAAUCACCGACUGGAUCAGAACCCGAUAGUCGAUGAGCUAUCCCGUCUCAAAUUCGGCUUCACUGCACAAGAUAGCAAUGACCCGCAGGGACUCGGCUUGGACUACAUCCGACACAGCCUGUUCAACAGCACUAAUGGCAGGCUUCUACCGCACGACAUCCCGGGCCAAUUUGGUGAUAUCAUUGACGUCAUGGUACCGAGUAUCAAGCAAGCAGUCGAAGAGGAUGCAGAAGUCUACAUCUUCGGCUCACGGUCUGAAACCGGGACCGAGAUUCACAACAUCCACAUGAACCAGGGCAACGCAUGCAAAUUUCGCGCGGACGACGGUGUAUUCAAGGACGGGGGCCUGAUAUUCCAUUUCCGAAGCUCCGGCGAAUGGCUCGGUAUAUUCCUCGCGUUUGCAUCGCAGGCCGUGCACACGAAUGAUCAAUCGGGUCAUGCAAUUUCCGGCGUUGGUUGGAGCGAUAUCCUCCGACCAGAUAUCAUCGAGGAUGCAGUGGUGAUCCAGGAAGCGUACGUCAACCCGGCAGGUCCGGAUGGGAGACGGAAAUCAGUCACGUUGUCCAACCGGACGAACCGCGCGGUCCGACUGGAGUCAUGGACUAUCCGCAAUGCGGCUGGGGAUAUACAGGAACUUCCCAAGGGUGCGGCGCUAAGGCCGAGAAUUGACCGGCCGUUUGAGCUGGAGGAUUGGGCGCUCUCAGAUCGGGGAGAUACCAUCUUACUGCUGAAUGAGCAGGGGUUGCGGGUAGAUGGAGUCAGCUAUAACUUGCGACAAGGAACAAUGAAAGGGGGAUCAAUUGCCUUUACACGCUAG